Messenger RNA from Pocillopora verrucosa, 836 nucleotides. The record is from RefSeq and is a predicted model, not a curated record. Lineage: Eukaryota; Metazoa; Cnidaria; Anthozoa; Scleractinia; Pocilloporidae.
AGGUUCCCAUCUUAAAGACGGGGAGUACUGGAUCGCUAUCAAGAACAACGGAAACCUUUUAAAGGUCUACUGUGAUAUGACAACCGAUGGAGGAGGUUGGCUUCUGGUCUCCAACGUUGUCGUCAACAACCCAUCCUCGCUACGGUUUUCAUACGAAUCAUCAUAUCGUGAAAUAAGCAAUUACCACUACAAGUCGUUUUUACUCACGACAGAAGCCAUGAAGGAACUGAGAACAGACUUGCCUUUCACUCAGUUGAGAUUCUAUUGCAGCAAAAACAAGGGACGCACUUUCCAUUUGACCACGGCCGCUAACAGCACUGGCGAAUCAGUAGUAAAAUACUUCAGUAAUCAGACAGAUGCCUUUCCGAAAUCAUGUGGCUCGUUUUUGAGGAUGAAGGAUGACAACUCGAAGUUAGCUGCUAAUUGUAUUCAAUGGUAUCAUAAAACGUGGGGAAGCCCUUCAGGAAGAAACAGAUUUCGUGUCGUUGCUUUUGUCAAUAGUAAAUAUCACUGGCUUUUGGAAGGGAGCUGGCUUUUGGAAGGGGGCUUAAGAUGGGAAUGUGAUGACUACAACUCUAAUGGUGCAGAAUAUUUUGGAUUGUCCACAGGUGACUUCUGGAGGGUUUUUGUUCGUUAAGGCCAAAUACAACCAGUAACUAAACAGUUCUCACUGUCCUGAAAAACUAGAUCUGUGUCACGUUUUGCCGUUUUUUUCCUUUGGUUGCUAAACCAAGUCUCCGAUGUCGAAAGACACUUAUUAAAAUGUCAAGUAUGAUCCUCGAGUCAACUUUUAUUUCGUGUAUCACAAAGACAAAAGAGAAAAAAACAUUGAAAGA